AUGUCAAGCUUCACCCUCCCCAAUUCCUCGCCGGAGUGCACAGUGAACCUUACAAAAGACCUCUCCAAGGACCAGCUCCUAGGCUUCAAGCCGUUUACGGACUGGAUAUCAACCCUGCAGCACUCCCUGUCUCUGCAGCAGAACGAAGACCACACCUUCAAUUCCUCCCCCUACAAGCUCCGCAGCAUCAACAUUCAGUCCGUCGACUUCUUCGGCGGUGGUGACAAGAUCGGCUUCAUCAAGUUGAAAGCCGAUGUCUCCAAUGAUGACUCCGAAAAGCUUCCCGGCUCCGUCUUCUUACGUGGCGGCAGCGUCGGCAUGAUGAUUGUCCUCCAACCCGACGACGUCCCCGAGAACACCGAAACCGACAAACACGUCCUCCUGACCCUGCAGCCCCGCAUCCCCGCAGGCUCCCUCUCCCUCGCCGAGCUCCCCGCCGGCAUGCUCAGCGACCAAGGCUCCUUCGCCGGUGGCGCCGCAAACGAGAUCCGCGAAGAGACCGGGCUCGAAGUCUCCGAAGACUCGCUGGUCAACAUGUCCGAGCUGGCCCUACCACCGACAGGAGACAGCACGGGCGAGAAACUGCAACGGGCUACGUAUCCCAGCGCUGGGGGGAGCGAUGAGUUUAUCCCGAUUUUCCUGCACCAGAGACGCGUGAAGAGGGACACGCUGAAGGAGUGGCAGGGAAAGCUGACGGGGUUGAGGGAUCAUGGAGAGAAGAUUACGCUGAAGCUUGUGCGGCUGGAGGAGCUGUGGCGCGAGGGUGGCAGAGACGCCAAGGCGCUGGUGGGGUGGGCGUUGUACGAGGGGUUGAGGAGGGAGGGCAAGAUAUAA
This is a messenger RNA of Coniosporium apollinis CBS 100218, 834 nucleotides long. RefSeq lists its product as uncharacterized. Bases 1 to 834 code for a protein of 277 amino acids. Gene Ontology annotation, molecular function: ADP-ribose pyrophosphatase activity; ADP-glucose pyrophosphatase activity. The transcript has 2 exons. Lineage: Eukaryota; Fungi; Ascomycota; Dothideomycetes. The record is from RefSeq and is a predicted model, not a curated record. Gene Ontology annotation, biological process: nucleoside phosphate metabolic process; ribose phosphate metabolic process.